Molecule: messenger RNA, 336 nt
Organism: Wallemia ichthyophaga EXF-994
Lineage: Eukaryota; Fungi; Basidiomycota; Wallemiomycetes; Wallemiales; Wallemiaceae
Product: Synaptobrevin-like protein 1
Exons: 4
Coding region: 1-336 (111 amino acids)
Biological process (GO): vesicle fusion; vesicle-mediated transport
Cellular component (GO): plasma membrane; SNARE complex
Molecular function (GO): SNAP receptor activity; syntaxin binding
Source: RefSeq, a predicted model, not a curated record
AUGAGUGGUCCAGAAAACAGCGGUGCGAACGCUGCCAAUGGCGGUGCUGGAAACCCAAAGACAGCUGCCAUACAAGCCCAGAUCGAUGACACGGUUGGCAUCAUGAGAGAAAAUAUCACAAAGGUCUCUGAACGUGGUGAGAGACUCGACCAGCUCCAGGACAAGACAGACGAUCUCGCUGUCUCCGCUCAAGGUUUUAGGAAAGGCGCUCAUCGUGUAAGGAAGGCUAUGUGGUGGAAAGACACGCGUAUGAAGAUCAUCCUAGCAAUCGUCGUCAUCGUAAUCAUCAUCAUCAUAGUCGUCCCCAUUGCCAAGACGCAAUCUGAUAAGAAUUAA